Erpetoichthys calabaricus (reedfish) is the source of this 1603-nucleotide messenger RNA. RefSeq names its product 2,4-dienoyl CoA reductase 2, peroxisomal (gene decr2). Lineage: Eukaryota; Metazoa; Chordata; Cladistia; Polypteriformes; Polypteridae. The record is from RefSeq and is a predicted model, not a curated record. Gene Ontology annotation, molecular function: 2,4-dienoyl-CoA reductase (NADPH) activity. Gene Ontology annotation, biological process: fatty acid catabolic process.
UGCGGGGGCCGCGGCGAGCGCUCGAGAAGUGCUGCGAGUUUUUACGGCGCGUUCGUCCAUUUGGCUCAGUCCUUUAAGUUGACCAAGGCGGCCCUUCAGCAGCCCGUCGUGUCGGCGAUGGCCCGACUUGGCGACCGUGCAGUGCUUCAGGGUGCAAUUGACGGACUUUGGCGGAAUUCCUUCACAGUCCUGCUGGGCACAGAACGGUUUCGCCUGGCAAGACGACCCGAGCGACCACAACCUGCCAUGGCACACCUGAGCCCAUUCCCAGAGUCCCCGGAAGACGUGGAGACGGAUGACUGCCUGCCCAGCUACUCGUACCUCUACAGCUCAGACCUGCUCAGGGGUCAGGUGGCCUUCAUCACCGGAGGAGGGUCUGGCAUCGGCUUCCGGAUUGCGGAGAUCUUCAUGCGGUCGGGCUGUGACACGGCGAUCGCCAGCAGGAACACGGACGUGUUGUUCCAGGCUGCCACGAAGCUGCGUGCUGCCACAGGACGCCGCUGCCUGCCACUCCAGCUGGACGUGCGCCAGCCCCAGACGAUCGAGACCGCCGUGGACGAGGCGCUCGGGGAGUUUGGGCGCAUCGACAUCCUUGUCAACAGUUAAUCCGCAGGAAACUUCUUGUGCCCCGCGAGCGAAUUGUCCUUCAACGCCUUCCGCACCGUCAUGGAGAUCGACACGAUGGGCACCUUUAACACCAGCAAGGUGGUCUUUGAGAAGUACCUGAAGGUGAGUGGCGUCACGACCCACGGCGGAGCGGUCGUCAACCAUCACUGCCACUCUGAGCUACAGGGUCAGGCACUGCAGGUGCAUGCGGGCGCUGCCAAGGCCGCAGUAGAUGCAAUGACGAGACACCUGGCAGUCGAGUGGGGACCAACAGAUGUGCGUGUCAACAGCCUUGCCCCUGGCAUCGUGUCUGGCACAGAGGGAUACCGCCGCCUGGGUGGCUCGUCGGCUGAGGCGGGUGGACUCGUCCACACCAUCCCAAUGAGGAGGACUGGCACCAAGACGGACGUGGCACACGGUGUGCUUUACCUGGGCCAGCGGGCUGCUGCUUAUGUGACUGGGGCCUGUCUGGUAGUGGAUGGCGGCAGCUGGCUCACCUCGGGCAACAGCGUCUCGGCAAUGCUGGUAUUGCGCCCCCCAGAUCCGCCAACCUCUGAGCCUGGUGCUGGCGGCAGUGGAGCCCACCUGGUCAUCAGUUAGUACUGCUGGCACAGCUCAUCACUUUGAUGUUUUCCUACACUGUCCCUGCUGGAGUGAGGUGGCACACAUACAGUACCAAGAUGUGCCUCUCGAAGUCUGCCUGAUGCCCAAAGGGGUGCCGCAGUGUUCAUGCAGUGGCCUCCCUGAUUGCAGGUGGUGCCCUCUAUUGGCACAGAAAUGGAGUCUGUGGCACUGUAAGGAUGACAUGGCUAAGUCUGACCUCCUGUCCUCAGAUUGUGUGGGUGACCCAACUUGAUUGGCGAAGAAGCCUGUCAGGCCUUAGCUGUGGCUAGCCGCGCUAUGCCAGCCGGUAGGGUGACCUGGUGCCAAUUCCUUAUGUUGCUUUGCCCCCCCCCCCCUGUUCAAUUUUUAAUCUUCAUAAAGUUUUACUUUUGUU